CCACCACUGCUCGCGGCGGACGGCUCGGAAACCCUUCCGGCGCCGGCGGGCAGCGGGCCCCACGAGAACCCCCCGCUGCCCUCUCCGCCGCCCCCUUCGACCGUUCCCGUCACCUACUACGCCAUGACCACGGAGCAGGCCAUCCUCAAGGCCCAGCAGGUGAUGCGGGACUACAAGCGCCCGGACCGCCUCGAGCUCAAGCUCCUCCAGCAGCAGGCCGCCUCCCAGCACUAUUCGCAGGGGAUGGCUUCCCCCCUUCUGGAAGCCGGAGGUCUUCCGCAUCCGCCGGCCUCGCUGCUGCCGCACCCGCUCAAGCCCCCCCGGACCCGGGCGGCCCCGUCCACCCCCCUCGAGGGCGUCGUCGACUUCCUUUCCGAGCCCAACCCCGAAACCGACGACCUCUUCUCGGUCAACCCCUUUGGCGUCCACGCCCACGACGUCCUCAGCGGCCGGGGGGCCUACGUCAACGGCCACGUCGGCAACGCCCGGCUCCGGGCCCUGGCGAUGGAACGAAAGCCACAGUUCGACGCCGGGAACUACACCGAGAAGCGGGUCCUGGCGGCCGAGAUCGUGGCGGCCAUCAAGGCCCUCGAUCCCCCCGGGCGGUUCCUCAAGAAGGCCUCCAAGGAGCUGCAGGCCGAGUACCAGGCCCAGCAGGACCGGUUGGCCAAGGCCGCCGAAGAGGCCCAGGAACCGCAGCAAGCACGAGAACCACCGCAAGCACCAACCGAAGGAGCAGCGAACGAAGAGGCCGCCGCGAAGGAAGACGAAAGGGCCACCGGCGGAGACCCCGCGACGAAGACGGAACACGCAGACCCAGCGGUUGCCGGCAAUGGUGCCGAACAGAACGGGGAAACGGAAGCUUCCGGUGACGCCGCUCGGUCGUCCGCUCCGGCUGUCGCUCCCGGCACCGCGGAAGAAAUCGGCACGGCCGGGGUAGACGCCCUCUUCAAGGCGGCCGAGAAGGCCCAGCAAACGGGCGCCGAAACAGUCGCCGUUCCAGUCGCAAAUGCACCGCAAGGACCAGAAACACCAUUGGUGCAGGUUCCGGGAACCGCACAGCCGAAGCAGGCGCAGGCGCAGGCGCAACAAGAACCACCCGCACCGGCAACGGCCCUGGUGCACCUGGUGGACGGGGUCUGGGAAGAACUCUCCGACGACAAGGCCAUCCACAAGGCCUGCCAGGUCAUGCGGGACAUUUCGAGGCCCGAUCGAAAAUACCGCGAGGAGCGGCGGGAGCAGCGGCUCCAGCGCAAACAGAACAAGCGCCAGAAGCUCCUGGGGAGAGCGGGUUCCUCGGAAGCGGAACAAACCGGAACCGGUGUUGCGGUUGGUGUCGGGGCUGGUGUUGGUGUUGGUGUUGCCGAAACGGAAGGCGAGGGAGUCGCGGCUCCGAUUGCCCCCAUGGGCGACGACGGGGCUACCGCCAUGGACGUCGUCCACGACGCAAACGACCACCCCCCCGCAGCAGCCGUGAUGGCAGCCUCGGCAACAGCCACCGCCACCACCACCACCGCAGCACCGCUGGUGGCCACACACCCCCAGGCAGCCGAAGCCACGGCUGCGGCCACCGGGGCUUCGGCGGUGAUGCCAACCUUACCAAUCAAGGCGGAAACGGAAGACGAUGCGCUGACCGCCGAGGGCGAGGCCGCCGUACAGGUCGUGGACAACGCCCUUCUGGACGAGACCGCAGCGGUGGCGGCGGCGGUUCCCGCACCGGCCGUUGGCACCAAUCCGGCAGGCGCAAGCGCCGCAAUGCAUCCCGCCGCUCCCCCGGACGAAUCCAUGCCCACAGACGCGGUGGUAGGUCAAAUCGAGGUUUAAGCAAUGAACGAAGGAAGGAAGGAACGAAUCAAUCAAUCAAUCGAUCAGCGAAAU
This is a messenger RNA of Pseudo-nitzschia multistriata, 1878 nucleotides long. NCBI's taxonomy places the organism in Eukaryota, Bacillariophyta, Bacillariophyceae, Bacillariales, Bacillariaceae. The record is from the annotation of a GenBank genome assembly.